AGGAACUAAAUGUUCCUCAAAGACGAGGGGAUUACCCAAUAUUACCAAGUUAGACUUGCUCGGGCGCUGUCAUGAUUACGGUGCAAAGAGGCACCCAGCGCGCUGCGGCGCUGUGCCGGGGUUGGGCUGCAGUACCGCGCCCGGCCUCCCGCGGCGCUGUGCCGGGGUUGGGCUGCAGUACCGCGCCCGGCCUCCCGCGGCGCUGUGCCGGGGUUGGACUGCAGUACCGCGCCCGGCCUCCCGCGGCGCUGUGCCGGGGUUGGGCUGUAGUACCGCGCCCGGCCUCCCGCGGCGCUGUGCCGGGGUUGGGCUGCAGUACCGUGCCUGGCCUCCCGCGGCGCUGCCGGAUGCCGCUGCCGCCAGUGCCCGGACCGCCUGCGAUGGACGUGGACGAUUCGAUGGUGUCGGUGGGCGAAUUCGGGAGUUACCAGAAGCAGCUGACGUGCACCUUCGUCCUUCUGCAGAUUUACGUGGCUUGUCAGUCAAUGCUGAUUGUACUGGUGGGAGCACAGCCUAACUACAAGAUAAUCACUAAGGAAGACCCCAGCACACAUGAAGAACUCGUUAAACACGUCGUAUUUGAGGAAGAUUUCACUUCAAUUGUAACUGAGUGGUAUUUAAUCAGACAAGAAGCGUACAAAGUGAACUUGGCUGGAUCCUUGUUCUUCUUGGGCCUGCUCCUUGGUAACAUCUUAUUUGGACCAUUGUCUGACCAAUUUGGCAGAAAACCUAUCUUCCUUAUAGGCUUAUUCCUUGAUGUCGUGUUUGGGUUCAUUUCAGCAAUCGCUCCUAAUUAUGAAAUCUUUGCCUUGAUGCGACUUCUUGUUGGGAUUGUGAAUGGUGGAAUGUCUCUGGUGGCUUUUGUACUGACACAGGAAUUUGUGGGAAAAUCCUAUUGGGCUCUGACAGGGUCACUUACCAAUUUGGUGUUCGCAGUUGGAAUUGCAGCUUUCUCUGUUAUUGGUUAUUACAUCAGGGAUUGGCGCGUUCUCACUGCUGCAGCCAAUUGUCCUGGAGUUCUCUUUUUCUUCCUUUUCAUAACAAUUCCAGAAUCACCACGGUGGUUGUACUCUCAGGGGAGGACCGAGGAAGCAGAGGAGGUGCUGCAAAAUAUUGCACACAGGAAUGGCAAUGAGAACAUUUUCAUUCAACUAAAACCCUGUGCAGGAACAAAGAAAAUUGGUCGACCUGCUCAUGGAUUUAUGGAGCUGGUGAGACAUCCUAUAUUACGCUGGAGAAGUGUCAUCUUGAUGUAUGUGUGGUAUGUUUGCAGUCUUGUGUAUUAUGGCCUGACGUUGAAUGCAGGUGAACUGAAAGGCAACCGCUACUUGAACAUUGCCAUGUAUGGUCUUGUGGAAUUGCCAGCAUUCCCCUUGUGCCUUUACUUCAUUGAUAAAUCCUGGUCAGGGAGGCGUAAGACAAUGACGGCAUUCCUGCUGUUUGCAGGGGUUGCAUGUAUAAGCACCAUAUUCUUGCCUGGGAAACAAGACUUUGACAUGGGAUUCUUGGUGGACGUCACUUCAUUAGCUCUGUGUGGAAAGUUGGCUGUCAGUGCUGCCUUUAACAUUGCUUAUGUUUUUACUGCAGAACUGUAUCCCACUGUGAUCAGAAAUGCUGGAUUGGGAAUUUGUUCAAUGUCAUGCAGGGUCGGUGGAAUUCUGGCUCCUUUCGUACCAUCACUGAAAUCUUUGAAUCCAUCUAUGCCAUUUAUUGUCUUUGGGAUUGCUGGAAUGUCAGGAGGAUUCCUGGGGCUCCUUCUCCCGGAAACCUUGAAUAAACAAAUUGCAGAGUCCAUAGAAGACCUUCACUCUCCAGACUACCUGAGGCUUGAAGACAGAAGGAAAAAAGCAAUGCAACCACAAGAAGACACUGAGUCAUGAAGACCAGAAACUUAGCAAAGAGCCACUGGGACUGAUUGGAUGCCUCCAAUGGGUGUAAGGAAAGUAUUCUGAAAUGAGACCUCAGAUAUUUGCGGACAUUGCAGAAGAUGCCACGAGAGGUUAUGCAACCAGCUCAGAAGGUCUUUUGGAAGGUGCUAUUUAAGAUCAGUUGGUUCUUCUUGGUGACAAUGCAUUGCUAAGGGAAGAUGUCCUUAUGCAGGAAAGAUUUACCUCAAUUAUUUAUUUUGUAACAUUUGUUUGUUAGCAAGUGAGGAAUAUUUUUGUGACAUUUCUAAUUGUACAAUUUUGCAAGUAUUUUUACUUGUGACCUGGAAUUUAUAAGUUUAAUAAUGUUGAGUAUAAGCUAUCUGAGUAAUAUAGUCUCAAAGUUUAUUUUUUACAUUGGGAGUAUUUGUAAGUCCAUGGGAGAUGAGUAUCAACCUUAAAUGUGGAACAUAAAUUUAAAGCUAUGGAAGCUCAGCUCCAUUAACCUUUUAAUACAAAUUGCAUUAGGACCGAAAGAUUUACAAUGGGAACACUUUAUACUCACUCUUCCUUGAAGGUUCCUAUUUAGAGGCUUGAGAUUUCUGACCUUUUCCAUUUACUCUGCUCUGCCUCCAUCUUGCACUUCUGAUUAAGAGCCCCAAAGUGAUACAGUUCUGUAGUUUAUAAGAAAAUUAUGUAAGAAAAUUAUGUAUUGCGACUAUAAUAUGUAUCUCUGUAUUUUUAUUUUCUGUUGUUUGGAUCUGCGCUUCAGAUUACUUGGAUUGUACUUUUCAGUUCUAAUGACUUAUUCCAAAAUUUUCUCCAAACUCAAAAGACAAGUCUGCAAAAUAAAUACAAAUGGAUCAACUGUACUUUACCCCCACCCUUCCAUACUCGAACUGUAUUCUUGCACUUUGCCUUCACUGAACAGUACACUAACUUUUGAUGCCUUUUUAUGUUGUCCCUUUAAAUCUUGAAUGUGUGUUAGUAUCUUAGCUGAUGGUUGACAUUUCAUGUGCAUUAUUUCCGUAGAAAUUUAUGUUAAUAGUUUUAUUUUGCAACAUAUAACUGCUUUUGAAAGACCAUCCCAACUCAGGAUACUAUUAAUUUCUGUGUCAUGAAUGCUUUAUGGGAAUGUAUUUUUAUUUCCUCUGGCCCCACUGACUGUUUCCUGCUUGUUGUUCCUGUGUUAAUGUACUGGCAGCUCAGUUGGUCCACAACCCAAAGCUUGCACAUACAAGCGCCACUGAGUUUGUAAGAAACCAGUGGAUGUGCAUCUGCCAUUGGCUCAAGAUUGGUCCAGCAUUUUCAGAUGUCCACUGAAAUAUUCUUGAAGGAGGAAAAGCCCAUUCUGUCCUCACAAAAUCCAUCCACGAUACAAUGGAGAGCAUUUCAGAUUCUCUAAGGAGUUCAUCAAGACCCGGUGACCAAAUGGCCCAUGUGCUGACCAUGACAAGUGGAUCUGGUGACCAAUCCCUUCUCCACCUUUUCCUCCCAACUCCCAUCACUUCACCCACCCCACCAACACUGAAAGAUACAAUCAGUGGCAGUGAAAGGAAAUUUGGACACUGGUAUUUGACCACAUAAACAGAAAUGCCUGGUGCACUCAUUCCAUUGCUGGUAAAAACCUGCAAGACAGAUUUAGAGGAGUUAUGCAAUUAAAAUAAUGAUUUGCAUUUUUAAAGGGUUUAAUUGAAAGAUUAUUUAACUAAUAUAGUUGUGUGUAAACUCUAACGAACGCAGUUCUAUGAACUCAUUUGUGUUGCAGUUGCCUUGGUAAUGAAGUAACUCAUUUUCUGCAGCUGAUUUACACAAUACACUUAUUUCAGAGUUGAUUCAUUCAUUGUCCCUGAUUAUUAGGUGUGUUUGCACAAAAAUACUAGUUCCUGUACUAUUUUCAUUCCUCAAAUGGAAUCACAGGAUGAUACCUAUUUCCAAGGGCAGAAAAGCCCUUUGAGUUAUCAGAGUAAAUCACAUUGGUUUUCUGUAGUAACAACAUUCCACAGAAAUGAAACCACUAAUUUUUUAAAAGUUGCAGUGAUCUUGCAAAAAGAAAUGGGAACAGGCAAAGCAAGAGCAAAUGUUAACUUUAAAUAGAUAGAAAGUUUAUGGAGAGAAGCAGCACUGGAUUUAAACUGGAAAGUCUUAGUCUGAGUAAAUGUGGAUGAUUUCAGCUGGUCAGCAGGAGGAGAUCACAAAUAGUCAAAGGAGAGAGGAAAUUGGCCUGGUCCUAAUUGCUGUCCAAGGUCACCUGUAGAAAAGUGUGUGAGUGUUUAAGAUAGUUGAUGGGGAAUGACUACUUGAUAUCCAGUUGGCAGGUGGUAUUGAGGUUGCUUGACCCAAAUGAUUUUGCAAAUCAAGAGUUAAAUCCUCCGGCAUUGGCCGGAAGAGGAUAGAGAUGGAGAUUGGUAUAAAAGCAAGAAAAUCAAUUUGUAGUUAGUAAGGAAGAGGGCCACUCAAAAUGGAGAACAAUGAAACUUAUUGGACCAAUGCAGACAAACUGUCUUUUACCAAUUGCAAUUUUGCACAUUGUAUCUGCUUCCUUAGGCAGAGUUCAUGCUACUGUAUAAAAACAAGCUAUUUUAUGACCGUAAAUUAUAUCACAGUAUCAAUGUUAGAGUUGAAAAUGGAAAGGAAAAAGCUUGUUCAGAAGAAAAGUCCGCUUGAACCUCUUGGCAGCUUCAAGUUAGAAUGAGGUAUAGCUGUAAGUCAGAGAGCAUUCCACGCUCUCAGUGGUUACCCUUUAUCAGUAUAAUUUACAGCUGUAUACAAACAGUAACAAUGCAACUUACAAUACAUAAAUAUAUAUUGGCCUGGAUCUUGCAUAUGUCAGGCAGGGCUGGGGAUAGAUAGAUUUUUACCAAUCUGUCCCCAUUGCAGACCCCCCCAUUUUGUGGAAGCAUACUUGGAUGGCAGGUGGAUAAUCUGGCACUUACUGACAAAUAAUAAUGCAAAGUCCUUGACUUUCAUGUUUUGUUUCAAAACUAUUGUGGGUUUCUUUUGGUUUGAGACACAAAAGACUGCAGAUGGUGGAAUGUGGAGCAACUCACAAAGCCGUGGAGAAACUCAGCAGGUCAGGCAGCAUCUACAGAGGGAAAUGGACAGUCGACUUUUCAGCUCGAGACCCUUCACCUGGACUCAGUCCAGAUGAAGUGUCUCGACCCAAACAUCAACUGUCCAUUUCCCUCCAUAGAGGCUUCCUGACCUGAUGAGUUCCUCCAGUGCUUUGUGUGUUUCUUUUGGUUUGAGUAGUCCUCAGAAAUGAGCUGUCUUAACCCACUGGUUUGUGUGCUUCCUCUAAGCCAAACCAAAUACCUGACUGCAUUGUACAGAUAUUUAUGAUGGAAAUUUGCCAUGUGUGGCUUUCAUAUAGACUGUAUCAAAGUAAAUAAAUCCAUAAUUAACCCACUGAGAGCUGUAGCAUUUGCUUGUUUUAACAUUGUCCAGAACUUUGUCAACCUUUACAGAAGAAUAUAAAGUCUUGU
Molecule: messenger RNA, 5350 nt
Organism: Pristis pectinata (smalltooth sawfish)
Lineage: Eukaryota; Metazoa; Chordata; Chondrichthyes; Rhinopristiformes; Pristidae
Gene: slc22a15
Product: solute carrier family 22 member 15
Exons: 12
Coding region: 72-1880 (602 amino acids)
Biological process (GO): transmembrane transport
Cellular component (GO): membrane
Molecular function (GO): transmembrane transporter activity
Source: RefSeq, a predicted model, not a curated record